UAUUUAACCAGGCGCAUCCCUCAAAAUCCCAGAUACCAACAUAUAAAAACCCGCCUCGACACUGGAAACAGUUUAACAAAAUACACCGAGAAGUUGGAAGAGAUCAAAAGAAAUUACAGAUAUAAAAAGGAUGAGCUGUUUAAAAGACUGAAGGUCACUACUUUUGCCCAACUGGUCAUCCAGGUCGCUUCUCUAUCUGAUGAAACCUUAGAAGUGACAAACGAGGAGAUCUGCAAGCUGGAAGAUGCUGAAAUCACAGCAGGGACAAAUGGGAAAGGAAGUCCUGAUGGGUCACCUAGUCCAGUCUUGUUCAUAAACGACACAGGAGCUGGGGAAUCCUAUCGGUCCACGCUGCAGAGUGUGAUAAGUGGAGUUGGAGAACUGGAUAUAGAAAAGGACUCUCCAAAGAAAGCAGGUGCUCAAGCUAAAGACAUGCCAUAUCCUGACUGCCCCUUCCUGCUCUUGGAUGUACGAGACCGAGAUGCCUAUGACCAGUGUCACAUUGUUGGAGCUUAUUCCUACCCCAUUACAACGCUGUCUAGAACCAUGAAUCCAUAUACAAAUAACAUUCUGGAAUAU
Antrostomus carolinensis (chuck-will's-widow) is the source of this 579-nucleotide messenger RNA. It is a transcript of the gene CEP41, whose product is annotated as centrosomal protein 41. The transcript is spliced from 7 exons. Gene Ontology annotation, cellular component: ciliary basal body. Gene Ontology annotation, biological process: cilium assembly. The annotation marks the transcript as partial. The record is from RefSeq and is a predicted model, not a curated record. Lineage: Eukaryota; Metazoa; Chordata; Aves; Caprimulgiformes; Caprimulgidae.